This is a messenger RNA of Acanthamoeba castellanii str. Neff, 714 nucleotides long. Its product is annotated as EF hand domain containing protein. Bases 1 to 714 code for a protein of 237 amino acids. The record is from RefSeq and is a predicted model, not a curated record. NCBI's taxonomy places the organism in Eukaryota, Discosea, Longamoebia, Acanthamoebidae. The transcript is spliced from 5 exons. Gene Ontology annotation, molecular function: calcium ion binding.
AUGCAGCAGCCGAACUGGGGAGCACAGCGUCCGUGGUAUGCCGCCCACUAUGGAACAGACCCGGCCCUCAUCAGUCAAAUCCAAGGCUGGUUCUACGUUGUCGACACCGACAAGAGCGGGCAACUCGACGAUGCCGAGAUCGGUCGCGCCCUGGCCCAGGCCAACAUCACGCUGAGCCCGGCCACGCUGAAGCGCCUGGUGCAGACCUUCGACACCGACCGAAGCGGCCAGAUCGGCGUGCAUGAGUUUGUGUGCCUCUACCAGUUCGUGCUCUUCCUCCGCAACGCCUUCGCCUCGCAGGACCGCGAUCGCUCGGGCAAGCUCGACAACUGCACGUCCCCCCUCUCCUUCAUCAUGGCCCCUGCCCAUCUAAUCACCAAUGCGUGUCGGACUGAAAUCUCGGCGGCGUUGGUCACGGCUGGCUUCCCCUUGAGCCCGCAGGCUCAGGCUGGCGUGCUGGGCCGCUUCGACCCCAGGCACGCGGGUCUCACCCUCGACGGCUUCACCGAGGUGGCCCUCUUCCUGGGAGGCCUCAAGAGCUACUUUGACUUCUACGCCUUCAGCGCGGCCUCUGCCCCUCCCGCGCAUCAACAGCCCGGAGCGCCCGGCGUUGUCCAGCCCCCCAUGCCCGGAGCUCCCGGCGCACAGCCCGCCGCCUCCAACAUCUCCAUCAACUUUGACCAGCUCGUGGCCGCCACCCCCUACUUCAUGUAG